GUUCCGGUGAUUUUUUUGAGUGUAAUGCGUAUAUAUUAUGACGUAUAGGUGUACACACUCGCAUCGUUUAGAUUUCCAAGGCCCGACCCUUUAUUGUCUCCUCACCGCCCCCGCAACGUACACGGUCAAUUUUAGUCGUCCGUCGCUGCUGUAGCGUCUCUCUUGUUUAUUAAUUUUUUCCCGAUAGAUUUUUCUCAAAACACUCAAUCGUUAUCCUGUGCGAGAAUUUUUACACGAUGGACACGGCAGUGCGUCUAUGUACUCUAUAGUACAUUAGUUAGAACUUCUCGUAAAUCUCGUAAACCGCGCGUAAUCGUUCCGCCAGGUCGAUCGUUUUUUCGUAGUUUUUUAUCGCAUAAAGCGCCAAACGGGUGGUACGCGAGUGUAGUGAAAGUCUAAUAUCCGUCGUCCUCCAAUCGAUAUGAGUCUAUGAUAUAUCUUUUAUCUAUGUCGUAAUGCUGUGAUGUGUGACAGAUAGCAACAAUGGCGGUGGGCACGUAUUACUGAAGCCCACCCCCACCACAACCUGGAGCCCUUAACCCAGGCAUCGCUGGUGCUCACCAUGGCGGUCGCCAUCAUCCUCCUUAAUAUCCUCAUAAUCGCUACGUUCACCAACAUAAGAGGUGGAGGAGAGGUGAUGAAUGUAUACUUGGUGUCACUGGCUCUGGCCGACCUGCUCUACGGUGUGCUCGUAGUGCCAUUUUCCGUAUAUCCAGCACUCGUGCAACAAUGGGUUUAUGGGAAAAUUGCUUGUAGAAUAAUCGGAUACAUCGAAGUCGCACUGUGGACCGUGUCUGCAUACACACUUAUGUGGAUUAGUGUGGACAGGUACAUAGCGGUACGCAAACCAGUCCGGUACUUUACGGUACAGACGCGCACAAGGUGUCAGUGCUGGAUGGCGUUCACGUGGAUAUCGUCGGCAAUGCUGUGUAGCCCACCGCUUCUCGAGUUCGGUGAUCCGGUAUUCGACCAGGACACGGCAGUGUGCAUGCUCGACUGGCAGGGCAUGGCGGCGUACUCGGUGACGCUGUCCAUACUGGUGCUGGGGCCCAGUCUGAUCACAAUUCUGUACACGUACGUGUAUAUUUACGGUGCGAUCAGGCGGCUGCGGCGCGGUUUUCUAGCACAUGACAAGGAAUACGUAACAGCGUUGUCUGAAAACUUGUCCAAUCCUACACACGUCACGUCAUUCGUGUUAAUCGUAACGUUUUGGAUUUGUUGGACACCAUUGAUGUCCAUCAAAGCAUACCAGCAACUAGGUGGUGUACCGGCGGUCCCCGGCCAUGUCCGUUUCGCUGCCCUGUGGCUGGGCAUAUCCAACUCGGUAUGGAAGGCGUUUGUGCUCAUAUUUCUUAGCCCGCAGUUCCGCGUCAUGCUCAGAUUGUUGUGUUUGACGGUAUUUUGCAAACGGAAAAGUCGCGCAGAACUUGAGCUACUACAACUCGACAUGGAAGAUCACUUCCUCUAAGUUAAGUAUUAUGUUGAUGUUUUUUUUUUUAAUAAUCAUUAUUGUUGAACUUUGUUUUUGUUAUUAAUCGAAUGUUCUUCCCGAGAACAAUCAUUCGUCCAUUUGUUUACGUUUUAUUCAGAUAAAAAAAUUGUUUCAAACGAAAUCUAAUUUAUUAAAAUUGUCGUUGGUUGUAUGCCCCGAACUCAUGGAGAUAUCCAUGGAUUAGGAGAAUUUUUAAUAAUUUUAGUGUGCCGAUAGAGCCA
This is a messenger RNA of Acyrthosiphon pisum (pea aphid), 1713 nucleotides long. RefSeq names its product G-protein coupled receptor DopEcR (gene DopEcR). Gene Ontology annotation, molecular function: G protein-coupled receptor activity; peptide binding. The record is from RefSeq and is a predicted model, not a curated record. Gene Ontology annotation, biological process: cellular response to hormone stimulus; G protein-coupled receptor signaling pathway. The coding region runs from base 563 to 1468 and encodes 301 amino acids. Gene Ontology annotation, cellular component: plasma membrane. NCBI's taxonomy places the organism in Eukaryota, Metazoa, Arthropoda, Insecta, Hemiptera, Aphididae. The transcript has 5 exons.